GAAUCUAUCAAAACAGUUUUUCCCAUCUUCAUUAAGAGGGAUUGUUUUUCGUUACAUUGGUUUUUGGAAACAUGAUAAGGAGCUUGUCGGUAUUUUUUGUUGUGUCCUGUUUGCUGACGGACAUAACGCUGGUGAUGGCUCGCAGUGCCACACAGACCCCACCGUAUCAAAGCAGGGCAGAUUCAACACCCAUCAAUGUGGCAGAAACAGAUCAAUCGAAUGCCCAAAGCCCCUCGGUUUGGAGCGAUGUGUCCACCAUGUAUCGGAUUUAUCAGCAGUGUGCCAGUGAGAACCUCUCCGUGUGUUUGAAAAUCAAACUGCUGAUGGGCCUGGAGAAGGCGUUCCGGCAUUCCAAGGAGUUGAGCAUAGUGGAGGGAGUAAAGUUUGUGAAUAAUAUUGACACCGUCGCACAUGCUGUGCCAAGAGCAGCUUUAGACGAAAAAAAGAUAGAGGAAAGCUUACCUCGAGGCCUUGAUGGGAAAGAGGACACACUGAACAAUAUGAUUUUCAAAAGAUUGGCAACCUUCCUCCAGGAAUACACACUGCAGGUCAAAUUUCCCGAUGCACAAAACGCCGAUGAAAGGUCCUUUGACGAGAGCCGCAAAAAGAAAGACAAAAAAGGGGGAGGUGCCUACAUAAUGAUACCACUGCUGCUCGGGGGCACAUUUGUGCCGAUUGCUUACGGUGCUCUAGCCAUGUUGGCUGGAAAGGCUCUCAUUGUUUCAAAACUUGCUCUGGUCCUAGCGUCGAUUAUUGGUAUCAAAAAGCUUUUAAACAGUGGUGGUUCAAAGGAGUCACAGCACGAAGUGGUUGUGUCGUCUGGUGGUCAUAGCUCUGGAUGGGGACGGGAUAUUGAUUUGGCUUACAAUGCCUAUGAUCCGAAGUCAUCAAAAAAGGAAAUCUGAGUGAAUAAAACCAAAGAAAAAACAGUAAAUAAGGAUAAGCUAUUUAAUAUUUAUUUUAUUUUGUAAGCCCAUUUUUUU
Molecule: messenger RNA, 983 nt
Organism: Eupeodes corollae
Lineage: Eukaryota; Metazoa; Arthropoda; Insecta; Diptera; Syrphidae
Gene: Osi8
Exons: 2
Coding region: 72-905 (277 amino acids)
Source: RefSeq, a predicted model, not a curated record